AUGGUUAAGUAGCAAUAAAAUCAGAAAACGUGUUUAUGUGGCAUAUUAUGCAGUUAUAUAUCUUUAGAUCCUGAAUGAUGAAGGGGGCAUAUGCGUCAUUCGCUAUCUUUUAUAAAUAUAACUCACAGUCGCCGAAGCUGACGAGGAGCAACAGAGUAGUAAGUAGUAACAGGCACGUUCUCUCCGCCCAAAUAUACAAACUGGAGACUGGAGAGGAAUAUCUCAAAACGAGAUGCGAGUUGUCAGAAUCUCAUGCGUCGGAACACGUCAUCUUUCACCACCCUCCUCCGCCUCCGCUUCCGCCCAUUCUGACGUCUCUGCCUCCUCGGCCGGGCUGAGUAAUGCAGAUGCAGAGGAUGCGAGUUGUGGUGGCACUGGCACGCCGAGUUUGAGAAUCAAGAAGAGGCUAACAUGUGUGUGCUUCUACCGCAAGAGAGCUUACGAGCGCAUCUGCUCUAACUUAACACCAUUGCAGGAAGAAAGACUGAAGAGGCUGACAAAGAGAAUGAAUAAUUGCUUCGAUGCGUCGCGGCCUGACCAUCAGGAUGCACUGAGAGCAUUGUGGUCAGCAACGUAUCCCGAGAAAAAGCUUGAGGCUUUAAUAUCAGAUCAGUGGAAAGAUAUGGGAUGGCAAGGAAGAGAUCCAUCCACUGAUUUCAGAGGAGGUGGAUUCAUAUCACUGGAGAAUCUUCUCUUCUUUGCCAAGACAUUCCCGACUUCGUUUCAGCGUCUUUUAAAGAAACAAGGAGGUAAAAGGGCGGCUUGGGAGUAUCCAUUCGCUGUAGCUGGUGUCAACAUUACCUUCAUGAUCAUGCAAAUGCUCGACCUAGAAGCCUCAAAGCCUAGGACUUUUAUAGGGUCGGUAUUCUUACAAAUGCUAUCAGAAAACGAAUGGGCCUUUGAUUUGCUUUAUUGCGUGGCCUUUGCGGUGAUGGACAAACAAUGGCUAGACAGGAACGCCACCUACAUGGAAUUCAAUGAUGUGUUGAGAUGUACGAGGGCGCAGCUGGAGAGAGAACUGAUGAUGGAUGAUGUUUUCAGGAUCGAAGAUAUGCCUUCCUUCUCUCUUCUCUCUUAGUCUUUUACCUAUCAAGUUCUUGAUUUGUCACUCAUAGAGUUAGACUACUUCAAGGAAGGAAACACAAAGAGGUCUAUUUUCUUAGGAAUAUCUGACCUGCGAGAUGAGUGAACAAGUUUGAUAUAAAUUGUUGUAAUCUGAAUAUACUUAUCAUGUACAAGCAUUCAAAAUUAAUUGACUUAUGUCGGAGCCACA
This is a messenger RNA of Brassica rapa (field mustard), 1273 nucleotides long. Its product is annotated as ELMO domain-containing protein A. The record is from RefSeq and is a predicted model, not a curated record. NCBI's taxonomy places the organism in Eukaryota, Viridiplantae, Streptophyta, Magnoliopsida, Brassicales, Brassicaceae.